AUGGGAUUUGAUGUAUUCCACGCAACAGCUCUCGGUGUGACUCCCUUGCUGUCAUUAUGUGGGGCAACACGACCCAGCUACGAUUCACGGGACUCCCUGGAGACAUCUUAUGAUGCAGAAGGACACUUCGGGGUAGUUUGUAAUGCAGCAAGGAAGGAGGCGGAAAUUUUGCGUCUACUACUGUUACACUGCGACGAACUGGACAGACGGUAUUUUAGAAGGCCCAAACCGGUUUUGCUUGGCGGGAACGCUGUAGAGAUAUCUUCAGAGCCCUUAGGACAUGAAGAACACUCUCAGGCUUCUAGAAGAGGAGAAACGCAGGAUGUGAAGUGCACGCGUCUGGAAUCGCGGACUCGGCUUUUGAAUGCAUGCACCCACUGGCUUCUCAGUAGCAGUUUCGCUGUGCAUUUUGCAGCUAGCAAGGGAAAAACGAAGUUGUGCCGCCAACUAUUGGCUGCUGGGUGUUCCAUUGACGCCCUCAACUAUGAGUCUGCCACUGCUUUGCACAUCGCAUGCAUCGAAGGACAUCUUGGCACUGCAGGGCUCCUGCUUGACCAUGGUGCUAACAUCGACGCCACAACGCAUCGCGGCGAAUCGCCGCUGUUAUUAGGGGCCUACAAACUGCACAAAGAUGUUUGUGCACUGUUACUGGAGCGCGGUGCUGAUCCGUCCCUUGUCACACGCACUGAGAAGCUGUCAGUGCUGCACGCAGUUGCUGCAGGAGUCACUCGGCAGGUGUCUAUGACCUUCAAAGGCGCAUCUUGGGAUAGAGAUGGUGUAACGGCUGCUCUUGCCGGUCUUGGCUCCAAUUCUGACGGACUUGGCAUACACUGGAAGACCAACAGCUACGCCGCGGUGGAGGCUGAGGUGGAUCUGCGGCUGCCGAGUGCAACCCCUGAUAGCCUCGAUCUGUUUUUUUCCCCGAAGAUCAUGAUUUCCAGAACAGCGAAGGCACAGGAGCUGCUUCUGGUCUUCAUCAAAUACUGCCCCUCCCAGUUGUACAGGCAACAUUCGCGAAAUGGCUUCACGCCUGCCAAUUUGCUACAGCGCAUGUGGGAUGACUUUGUCGCAAAGAGGGCCCGGCUACUGCAAAUAAAUAGCCUUCAGCUUGCAGGACAAACAGAAGAUGAAAAGGCGGAUGCUUUAGGGGGUUGGGAGUUCUUGUCCCACCGAAUGAUUGUUCUAAAAGAUUUACUUAGCGCACGGCUGGCUCCAUUCUCUCCAGUGUCAGGGGUAGCUGAGUACUCAAGUACCCCCAGGGUGGAGGAUCUCGAGAAGCAACAGAAAGAGCAAUUAGCUGCCGACGCCCCUUGGCUUUUCCAGAAGCUGCUGUCCAAGCGCGCCUCACCUGAAAAACAAAGCCCCCAACAAACGGUGCUUCAGGGGAAAGAGCAAGGCAAGCAGGGAUAA
This is a messenger RNA of Eimeria necatrix, 1410 nucleotides long. RefSeq lists its product as hypothetical. Gene Ontology annotation, molecular function: protein binding. The transcript has a single exon. The record is from RefSeq and is a predicted model, not a curated record. The coding region runs from base 1 to 1410 and encodes 469 amino acids. Lineage: Eukaryota; Apicomplexa; Conoidasida; Eucoccidiorida; Eimeriidae.